Molecule: messenger RNA, 1386 nt
Organism: Uranotaenia lowii
Lineage: Eukaryota; Metazoa; Arthropoda; Insecta; Diptera; Culicidae
Exons: 1
Coding region: 1-1386 (461 amino acids)
Source: RefSeq, a predicted model, not a curated record
AUGAAUUCGAGCGACCCAGAAAAAGUGAUAGAGAAAUUGAAAAAACAUGAAGUGGUGUACUCUCGAGCAGACAAGGGAAAUGCAGUGGUUAUCAUGAAUAAACAGGAUUAUGAUACCAAAGUCCUUGACAUGAUAGCAACGGGCCCAUACGAAGAAUGCGCAUUCAAGAACGGGAAACCAAAAGAUCCUCUCAAUAUGCUGAUCGAGGAAGCCAACGUUGUCAGGCAAAGAGUUGCCAACCUUAUUGGAGAUUCGAAACUAGAAAGGAAGUUCCUUGUUCCGAACGCUAAGGUUGCAUCUUUGUAUUGUUUGCCAAAAAUCCACAAAAAUCCCAUAGCCAUGCGACCCAUUUCCUCCAAUAUUUGUACACCCACGGAAAAAAUGGCAGCUUUCAGCUUUUCAUUUGACGUCUCCGCACUUUUCCCCAGCGUCCCCACUUCCGAUGCUCUCGACAGCCUACGAAGACAUUUAGAACGCCGCCGAGUACCCCCCAAUCAGAUCGAAGCAUACAUCGCCGUCGCUGAAGUUUGCAUGAAACAAAACUAUUUCAUGUUUCGGGGUAAGUUUUAUAAACAGACCUUUGGCCUUAGUAUGGGUAGCAAACUCUCCCCCCUUCUGGCCGAAGUAUUCAUGGGUGAUUUUGAAACGGAUCUGGAGAAAAAAGAAAAACUCUUCCCCCGUGUUUGGUGGCGCUACGUAGAUGAUAUUUUUGCAUCCGUAAAAGAACGCUAUCUCCCACAGACACUCGAACUCCUCAAUAAUCAGCAUAGCUCGAUCAAGUUUACAGUUGAAAAAGAAGUUGAGGGAAAACUCCCUUUUCUUGAUUUGCUGAUUCAAAGAAAAGAGGAUAAUACCCUGAAAUUUGGAAUUUACCGUAAACCAACCUCAACGGAUAGAUACAUCACGGUCGACUCGAAUCAUUUUGGGGCUCAAAAACAAGCCGCAUUCCACUCUAUGGCACACCGGUUGUAUAAUAUUCCGAUGGAGAAGCCCGAGUUUGAAGAGGAAAAGCAGAAAAUUUACGAAGCCGGGAUUGUGAACGGAUAUGACUACGAAUUUGUUCGAAAAAUCCUUCGCAAACACGCCCGAAAAAAGCAUAGAAGUGAUACAACUACCUUCAGACCGGAAAAAGGAGAAUCUUACAGAGUUAGUCUACCAUUUCAUCCGAAACUAACUAAUGGAAUAAGUAAGAUUCUUCUACAACACGGAUUCAAAACUGCGUACAAAAGUGGGAAUACUUUGAAGGAUCGGCUAGUUUCACUCAAAGAUAGGAUUCCAGAAGAGGAAAGAUCUGGAAUUUACGAAAUUCCAUGUAAGAGUUGUCCAUCGAUUUACAUCGGCCAAACCCGCCGUAAAUUUAAAGUGCGGCUCAAAGAAUGCCGUUGA